AUGGCAAUGCUUUUCCUCCCUUUUAUGCAGCUGGUCCUGCUGGCGGCGGCACGCAGGACAUCCCAGGGGGAGCAUUCGCUGAAGACUGAUGAGGCCGCAAAGGAUCAUUGCUGCUGCAAGAAGGGGCUUUGCGAGCCAGGCCACAACUCUACGGAGGAGAUCUAUUCGCCGAAUGAUGACCUGUGCUGCAGGUUCAGAGGCGGCCCCUGCGGUCGCUUGUUCUCGUUCUCCUACUUCACAGCAGAUGCACCAGCCACAGGCUAUUGCCGGGAAGUGCCGCACGUUGUGUACACAGCGCCCGCCGUUGUGCAGGCGCCGGCACCUUCUGCAUUGACACCUGGGCAUCCGGCGCACACUGUGCAGACUUACUGCGACCUGGGACGCGGAGAGCUCACCCAAGAUGAGAGAUCUGCUGAGUCAUCCCAGAAGUUGGGCGCCAAGAGCAAUAUCAUGCAGACCAUGGUCAACGAGAUCACGAAGAACUCGAUUGACACCAUGGCCAAGGAGAUCUUCUCCAUCUACCUGUGCUCUCGUUGGGCUCCCAGCUCUGACUUCACUCAGAUCUUGGAGGACGAGAAAGCAGCGAACCAGCUGCCCAAGGAAGAGCCCGCCGCGCUGUACAAGGAGGGCCGCUUCAUCCCACUGCGCUGCAGUGAGAACUUCAAGGUCUUCAACGACGUGGGCCUGGGGGAAACCAGCUUCCAGGUCUUUGAGGAGCAGGUGCGGUCGCUGGCUUCUUGGUACGAGGCGGAGAAGGAUGGGGCGGUGGCCGCCCGCCUGGCGAAGCUGCGAGGCGCAGAAUUUGCAGAAGCCGCGGCCUUUGACAUCCCGACGGUGGUGAAGGCGCUGGAGGGCUGCGAGGUCAACGAGACCCUGCCGUGGGAUCUGUCGGUGUCGGAGGCCUCCGGCGCCCAGCUGCUGAAGAACUGCCGCGCGGGGAAGUGGUGGCUGGGGAAGCUCACAGAUUGGCAGCGCGCCAUGCCCUUCACCAGCUUCAUGUCGCCGGAUGAGGAGGCAGCCAAGGUUGCCCCGCAGGGCAAGGAGCAGAUCCUCAUGUGUUUCGGCAAGCGGGUGGCCUCGCAGCUGCACCGAAGGGAAGGUGGGCAACACCUGAUGACGGAUCAGAAUGCUAUUGGAUGCCAUGGCUUCUGGGACCUGGCCCAGGCGGGGAAGAUGCUGGACCGCAUCGUGAAGCUCUGGCGCCCCCCCACCUGUCAGCUCGCCAGCAUGGAGCUGGACAUGAAGGUGAAGAUCAUGGAGCUGAUUGCGAACAUGAACUCGCGGCUCUUCGACGCGCUGCCCGCGCUCUUGACGGAAGAGCUGUCAGGUGCCGACUUCGACGGCAAGGCCUUGGCGGCAUCCUCGCUGGGCUCCAGUCUGCUGCGUGGGGUGUGGGACACCAUCACCCACAGCUUCUCCUCGAUGCGGGGGCAGUACACACGUCUCGGCCAGCUCCUGGGCAACACGGUGGUGAAGUGGGCGGUGUGCCCCCUGAAGAACAUCUCCCAGACGGAGGACCUGCAAAAUUUGGACUCCGCCCUGGGCACGGAAGAUGACCUCGCCAGGUACUAUGCGGAGAUCGCCUACGCCAAGUGGACGGGAAGGACGAAGUUGCUGCCUGGAGAGGAGUGCACCUCCAACCCGAGCUUGCCCAGCACCAUGGCCUGCAGCAUUGGGAUUAUGCAGCAGGACAUGCCAGAGCCGUACAGGGACGACCAGUUCAUUUGCCCGGUGAGGCCGUUUUUGCCUGCCAAGCAGCAACUUGAGGUCUUUCAGAAGAAGAAGGGCUUUUGCCCCCUUUCCAUGAGCACAGUUCAGAUGCGCAAUGCCAGCUGGUUCUUCCGUGGGCGGACCCCACAGAGGAAGCAAUAUGACAUGAAGGAAAACCUGCCCAAGAAGGACAUCCAGGGUGUGAGGAUCAUGGACUUCAAGAGCCGCCAGGACACGGACUUCCACGUGUGGCGCUCCUUCGUCACCACCUCUUUGCAGUGUACGCUGGAGGAAGCCGAGGAGACUCCUCGCUGGUGCGCAGAUCCCGAGGUCCACUACUCCCAGACUUCCAUGAACGGCUUGGCGGAUGGGGUGGGCCGCGCAGGCCGCGGCGCCGCUCAGCUGGUGGCGCACGGCAUGCACCAGGCGGGUGUAGGGGAGCAGCCGGUGGGCAACAGUGCCGCGGGCAAGACGUUGGCCCGGUGGCUCUACAGAAAUGGGAAGGGCCUUCAGGCCUGGCUCAAGGAAAGCACCGGCAAAGCUUCCCAGCGCUACGAGAAGUUGCGGGAGCGCAGCUUCCAGGAACUCGAGGCAGGGGAGCUGGUUCAUAGCCUUUCCUUCCAGUCCGAGCUUGAGAGUACGGGAGCGGACACCAAGCGCAAGCAGAGGUACGACCGCUACGUGGUAGUUGCCCCUUGCAAGACCAUGGACCCUGAGACGGAGUUCGACCUGAAGUACACCACCGCAGAGCAUGCGCUCCAGCUGGCGCGUAAGGCGAAUCAGAAGUUUGGCUCCGUGGACUCCUCGGUGCUCACCGUGGAGCUGGUGGGCUCUGCGGUGCUGAAGAUGGGGGGCGUGAGCAACGCCUGGCUGGAUUUCCACACCUUGAUCCGUGCUGGCGGGGCAGAGCUGGGCGCCUUCAUCGAAACGGCGACCCCGAUCCUGGAGGGCCUCUCGGGGGUUUUGUCGGCCAACACCGGCGCCAGCCUGCGCGCCUCGGACCUCGUGGGCUUCCAGGUGCAGUUCCGGUGUGGCACCCGGAAGGCGAUGCAUGACCUGCCAGCGCGGCCGGAGGUGGAGCCGGAGGGCCCAAAGUUCGCCACGUGCGUGGCCCAGGGCGCCGCCAAGAACAAGGAGCUGAGGCAGGCCUCCCCCGGGGCGGCCUACUUGCGAGAGGAGGUGGUGGUCCGAGUGACCUUCCACUCCUCAGGUGUUUGUGGGAAGCAGCUGGACCUGGCCAAGCUGGGCAGCAGCAAUGAGACCCAGAACCCAGUGUACCAGACCUUCUCCGGCAUCUCGGGUUGCUCUGGGGUGCCAGCAGCGGUCGCGAGCUCGCUGCCGGCAGAAGUGAAGCAGGAGAUGGAGGCGGCCAACUUCCGGGGUCUACUGCUGGGGAGCGGUCUCCCGGACAAGACCCUCUAUGAGGUCUUGGUGGAUCCAGAGGAAUUUCUGCAGGAAGUUCCACUGUAG
Messenger RNA from Effrenium voratum, 3180 nucleotides. Lineage: Eukaryota; Dinophyceae; Suessiales; Symbiodiniaceae. The record is from the annotation of a GenBank genome assembly.